GCAGUUUAUUAGUUCAAAAAGAUCUUACAGGAGGAUUGCUUUCCAAGCUCUGUUUUUUCUGUGUAAAAAAUUUAGAAAAUAAAGCAAGGAAAAUGUCCUCUCUUGACCCAUUUAACGAUGAUUUCCGUUUCCCCAUGGACUCACCACUGGCAGAACCCAUGGAGGCCAAGGAGGACCUUCGAGCCAACGCCUUCGAGGAGUUUGUUGAAAAGCCAAGCGAAUUUUCAAGCUCGACAGAGGAUAAUAUCAUAGGAUUUGACGACUUCUUUGACACACUGGAUCUGCCGCCGGUAUUGAAACUCACUGAGGGUCCGCCCGAGAGCACCAAAGCCCAGGAGCAGGUGAAGCACAUACAGCAUCCGCCGGCAGAGAUGAAUGUCAACCAGCAUGAGUUGGGGAAGAUUCAGCAGGAGACGAAGGCCCACUUGAAGGAGGCCAAUCCGCCGCAACCCAUGGGCAUGAACCUGCUGGGUUGUCCCUUUGUCCUGAAGCUCUACCUGGCCGCCAGCAGCGACGCCAUACCCAUGCUCAACUGGUCGCCAAGUGGCCGCCAGCUGGUGGUGGACUAUCAGGCUCUGCAGGAUCAUCUAACUGCCGGCAGUCAGAUUUUCCGCUGCCGAAGCGUUAAGCAAUUUACGGAAAAGCUGACCACCGAAGGCUUCGCGAGGGUCGAUAAGGAGGAGACAGAUCCAGCUGAGAAGAGUGACCCAUCAGAUGACAUGGAGACCAUGCUCCUCUACUACACGCAACCCGAGUUCGUCAGGGGCAAGCUAGACGCUUUGAAGACCUUUAUGGAAGACAGUCUCCUGAUGGAAAAGUAUUACCCAAUGGGUGCCCAGAAUGGCCAAUCAGCUGAGGAUGCUGAGGACGAAAAGGAGCUAGAGUUCCUUGUGCCGCUACACAUGCCCUCGAAGAGCCACCUCGAGCGGAUGCAACAGCGCGGCGACAAGUGCUGCUCCAUCAUCUCCGUUCGCUCGUCCAUCCAGGCGGAACGCACCCGAUUUCGCACUCUGCUGGAUCACUUGGCCACCACCCAGGUGCUCCAGGCCAGCGCCCAUCUCUGCAAGAAUCCAGCAAUGAAGAAAAGCCGUCCCUGGGACUGUCCCACCUUCACCAGUUCCUCGAUCAAGUUUGUGCGGCCCCACGACUCUGUCAUCACCCUGGAUGCCAACAAGCCGCCGCCGGAAUAUGCUGGCUACUAUGGCCAGGUGUCUCCCUCGAUGGUCAACCAGUUCUUCGGGGACUUUAUGCCGCGUUAUGGCAACAAGACCACCGGCUACAAGGAUAUUGUCCUGGAGACCACCCACAAGGCCAGCAAUUUCCAGCAGAACCUUCCCAUUGGCCUGGCCUAUUCCGAUGGCGAGGACAAUGAUCCUGACGAUUUUCCGCCACCCGCCUCCCCCGCUGGCCAGGACUCUGACAUGGACUCUAUGCCCUCCACAUCGGCAGCGGCGGCUUUAAGAUCUUCGGCGGGCCGCAAAAAGGGAGAAGACUCGCUGGACGACCAGGAGCUGGAGGAGGCCAUGCAGGAGCUGUGUGGCGGAUCAUCGGCGCUCAAGGAGAAUGCCUCCUCAAGCAGCCGUGGAAAGGCCAAGGGCCCACAGCAGCCCAAGGCUGGGUCCCGUGGACGUCGCGCCAAAAGCUUCGAGUCCAGUUCCAGCGAAAGCGAGGCUGAAGUCAGUCGGAAGGCAAAGAAAGCCAAGAGGGAAACUGUCAAGGAUGCAAGAAAGACAUUGAAUACUAAACAAGAGGAAGCCAUCGACAAUGAUGAAAAGGUUCUGGCCAAAAACCGAGGGCAAUCCAAGGCCAAGACUCCAAAAGCCACAUCCCGAAAGCGGCUUACCAGUCCCAACAAAAGGGAGGCAGGUUCCCCUAAAAAGAGAGCAAAGAAAGGUGCCCAGGAAUCUAGGAAAGCCAAGAAGGAACUGGAGCAACUGCAGCAAUUGGAGGAAGUGGUGAAGGUAGAAUUGCUGGCGAAGAAGAAACCCGGGCAUAACAAGAAGGAACUAAGUGAAGCUGCUGAGAAAACUAGUGAAAUCGAGGAGGCUCCACAGGACGAGGUGGACAAGCUCGAAGGGGAAGAGUAUCUAGAUGAAGAAAUCUUAGAAGAAAACGAACAGCCAGAAGACGAGGACCUUGUAGAAGAGCUUCCAGAAGAUGACGAGCCAGCCGAUGAUGAGCCACCAGAAGAAGAUGAGCAACCCGAAGAGAAUCUAAAUACCGUAGAGACUCAGGAAGCCGAAAUGGGCGAGGACAUUGAAGAAGACUUGGACACCGAAGAGGACUUGGAAGACGAGGAAGACGGGGAAGACGAGGAAGACGAGGAAGAUGAGGAAGACGGGGAAGAUGAGGAAGAAGAGGAUGCUGAGGACAACGAAGAGGACGAUGAUGAUGACGAUUACAGCGUUCAGUACCGGCCUUCAGCACCGGAAGCAGAAAAGCCACGACGCUAUCAUCUGCGCAACUCCAAAGGAAAGUCAAACUAAAAUCAAGGCUUAAUAUUUUUUUUUAAUAAUUUGAACUACGUCUAAACCUAAAGAAAGACGGAGAGGAAGUUCCAAGGGUUUCCCUCAAUUAAAUAUUAAUUUUAAUACAA
Messenger RNA from Drosophila kikkawai, 2596 nucleotides. RefSeq names its product cookie monster (gene comr). NCBI's taxonomy places the organism in Eukaryota, Metazoa, Arthropoda, Insecta, Diptera, Drosophilidae. The record is from RefSeq and is a predicted model, not a curated record. Gene Ontology annotation, biological process: regulation of DNA-templated transcription. Gene Ontology annotation, molecular function: sequence-specific DNA binding; DNA-binding transcription factor activity.